Molecule: messenger RNA, 1862 nt
Organism: Gadus chalcogrammus (walleye pollock)
Lineage: Eukaryota; Metazoa; Chordata; Actinopteri; Gadiformes; Gadidae
Gene: mul2
Product: mitochondrial E3 ubiquitin protein ligase 1a
Exons: 6
Coding region: 202-1263 (353 amino acids)
Biological process (GO): organelle organization; protein ubiquitination
Molecular function (GO): ubiquitin-protein transferase activity
Source: RefSeq, a predicted model, not a curated record
GAGGAUUCUGUAUGCAUUUAAGUCGCUCACAAAACAUUUAUUGAAAUGAACAAGAGCGUAGCUAAAUAUAUGUUCUAAGUAUGUUUUUAAUGCGUGAAUAUGAAUAAUCCAAAAGAUAAGCAACUGCUAUGAGCGCGUCUUUCAUGCCCUUUAAAUAUUGGAGCUAUCCGUAACGAUAAGGUGGAAGAAGGUGCAAAUGGAAUGGAGGAAUUUCCUGUAAGUGCUGUUGAGGCGUUGUGCCUUGGCACCAGCCUCACAAUCUCUGGGAUCCUGUACUACGUGUACAGAAAGAAGAAGAAGACAGUAGAUAAGCUAAAAGAUGCUCCACAGCUGACCUUGGAUGGAAAGCUAGCAGACCUUCUAAACGUUACCCCUGGAAAGUGUCUACAGUAUGUUGUCAUUGAAGGGACGGUUCAGCCCGUGUCUGAGCCGCUCAGGAGCCAGUUCCAGGAGGGGGCCGUCGGCGUGGUCCAGAAGCUGAUGCUGAGGGAACACAAGCUGGUGUGGAACGGCUUGGCUCGGGCAUGGACGGACAGCGAGCGCGUGCUGCACCAGCGGGUGCACGCCGUGCCCUUCCACCUGGCGGGGUCGGAGGAGGCGGUGGUCCGGGUGCUGUCCCCCCUGGAGGCGUCGGCCCUCAACAUGGAGGUGAUCCACGAGAAGUUCCACCAGGCCACGUACGGCUUCAGCGACAUCAUCGGACAGUACCUGAGCGGGGAGAAGCCCAAAGGCCAGCUGGAGACAGAAGAGAUGCUCAGGGUGGGUACUACUCUGACGGGCGUGGGGGAGCUGAUCCUGGACACGGACCGGGCGCUAAAGCUCCGCCCUCCCACGGACGGCUCCGAGUACUUCCUGACCACUGCGGACUUUGAGACCCUGCGCAUCGACCAGGAGAACCAGGCGGCGGCGUGGCAGGUGCUGGCCGCCGUGUUCGCCCUGGCCGGGGCGGCCGUGCUGCUGUGGGUGGCCAGGCGCUACUACCGCAGCCUGAAGCACCACUGGGAGCAGGAGCGCCUGAGGCGGGAGUUCGAGACGCUGGGGGCCGACUCCGCAUCGCCGCCGGGCCCCGGGACCUCUCGGGACGAGGCGGCGGCGCCCCUGGAGAACGCCUGCGUGAUAUGCCUGAGCCGGCCGCGCGGCUGCGUUCUCCUGGACUGUGGUCACGUGUGCUGCUGCUACAGAUGCUACCAGGCACUGCCCCAGCCCACCUGCCCCAUAUGCAGGCAGACCAUCAGGAGGGUGGUGCCCCUGUACCAGGCCUGAAGCCCGUUCACUCAGAGACCGUGCCUUACUCAAGAUUUGAACGCAGAUACUGUGAAGAUCAUCCUAGCCCUUCAAUCACAUGAAAACACGUUUUUUUAUUACCUUUAAUUUUAUUACCAAAUGGGUCAAGUCCUUUCCUAUGCCUUUCACAACACAAUACCUACUUUUUGGGAGAAAUAUGUAAAAUCAACUGGGUAAAUGCUAAUAUAUUCUGGUUUUGGUCUUUCAAUGUUUUCUUUUCAAGUUAUUUAUCUCUUACAUUGGAAAAGUUGUGGUUCACUAGAUGGCGAAUGUCUAACAUACUGUGUUUUAUUACAAUUUACCUGUUUCAAGUCCUACAGAUUAAAUACCUCCAAAAACAUAUAUUUUUAUUGUAUUUAAGGAAACCACAUCAAUAAAGGACAAGUGUGCCUUGAUUAUACAUUUACAGACAACUGAACCAUCAUACAGAAAUAUAAAGGACACAACAUAAUAAGUUGCAAUGAAGAGAACAUUUAAGUAUAUUGCAUAAUAUAUUUGGAAGUAUAAUGGUCCUGAAUUGUUCAUAUUGUUUUGAUAGCAAACAAGCAAUAAUUUCAAUGAUUAAAAUGAGUUUAAUG